UGUAGUGGCGGCUGGGCAGCCCUCAGCAGCGGCUCCUGACGAGGGUGGUGCGGCCGCUGGGCGCGGCGUUUGGGGGUCCUGCGGCCCGUGGCGGCGGCGGCGGCGGCGGCGACGAUCAGGAGGACCCGCACUCCCAGCCGCGGAGUCGCCGCGCGCGCCCCUUCUCCGGCCUCUGGCGGUACCGGGCCCGCGGCUUCCUCCUUCGCAGCCCAGCUUCCCGCGGGCCUCGGCGGCGAGAAGAACCGAGGGCCACCGAGAAGCUCCGCCGGCCGCGACGGUCCCCGUGCCUGCCACCGCGCCCGGCGCGGGCUCCAUGUGAGGGAGGGCCGGGCCUGCCCCCGGCCCGCACCCGACUCCUCGUGCGCCCCUCCGGCCCCCGGCGCCCCGCGGCCUCUCGGACCGGGGGGCGCGGUGACAGGCCGCGCGGGGGCGGAGGGGUGGGCCUGCGGCUCGCUGCGUCUCGGUGGAGCGGCCGGCAAUAAAGAAUGCUGAUGGGAGAACCAUUUCCCUAAUUUUCAGAGAGUUGAACUGGUUGCCAUGAUGGAUGAUCAGCAGGCUUUGAACUCAAUCAUGCAAGAUUUGGCUGUUCUUCAUAAGGCCAGUCGACCAGCAUUAUCCUUACAGGAAACCAGAAAAACAAAAUCUUCCUCACCAAAAAAGCAGAAUGAUGUCCGAGUCAAAUUUGAACACAGAGGAGAAAAAAGAAUCCUUCAGUUCCCCAGACCAGUUAAACUGGAAGAUCUGAGGUCUAAAGCUAAAAUUGCCUUUGGACAGUCUAUGGAUCUACAUUAUACCAAUAAUGAGUUGGUAAUCCCAUUAACUACCCAAGAUGACUUGGACAAAGCUGUGGAACUGCUUGAUCGCAGUAUUCACAUGAAGAGUCUCAAGAUACUACUUGUAAUGAAUGGAAGUACACAGGCUACUAAUUUAGAGCCAUUGCCAUCACUAGAAGAUUUGGAUAACACAGUAUUUGGAGCAGAGAGGAAAAAAAGACUUUCUAUAGUAGGUCCCACUAGUAGAGAUAGAAGCUCCCCUCCCCCUGGAUACAUUCCAGAUGAAUUGCACCAGGUUGCCCGGAAUGGGUCGUUCACCAGUAUCAACAGUGAAGGAGAGUUCAUUCCAGAGAGCAUGGACCAAAUGUUGGACCCAUUAUCUUUAAGCAGCCCUGAAAAUUCUGGCUCAGGAAGUUGUCCAUCACUUGAUAGCCCUUUGGAUGGAGAGAGCUAUCCAAAAUCACGAAUGCCUAGGGCACAGAGCUACCCAGAUAAUCAUCAGGAAUUUUCAGACUACGAUAACCCUAUCUUUGAGAAAUUUGGAAAAGGAGGAACAUAUCCAAGAAGGUAUCAUGUUUCAUAUCACCAUCAAGACUAUAAUGAUGGGCGUAAAACUUUCCCAAGAGCUAGAAGGACCCAGGGAACCAGCUUCCGGUCUCCUGUGAGUUUCAGUCCUACUGACCACUCCUUAAGCACUAGUAGUGGAAGCAGCAUCUUUACCCCAGAGUAUGAUGAGAAUCGAUUAAGAAGAAGGGGAAGUGAUAUAGACAAUCCUACUCUGACUGUCAUGGACAUCAGCCCACCCAGCCGCUCACCUCGUGCUCCAACCAACUGGAGAUUGGGCAAACUGCUUGGCCAGGGAGCUUUUGGCAGAGUCUACCUCUGUUAUGAUGUUGAUACAGGAAGAGAAUUGGCUGUUAAGCAAGUUCAGUUUGACCCAGAUAGCCCUGAAACCAGCAAGGAAGUAAACGCACUUGAGUGUGAAAUUCAGUUGUUGAAAAACUUGCUGCAUGAGCGAAUUGUUCAGUAUUAUGGCUGUUUGAGGGAUCCCCAAGAAAAAACACUUUCCAUAUUUAUGGAAUAUAUGCCAGGGGGUUCAAUUAAGGACCAAUUAAAGGCAUAUGGAGCUCUUACUGAGAACGUGACUAGGAAAUACACCCGUCAGAUUCUGGAGGGUGUCCAUUAUUUGCACAGUAAUAUGAUUGUUCAUAGAGAUAUAAAAGGCGCAAAUAUUCUGCGAGAUUCAACAGGCAACGUCAAACUAGGAGAUUUUGGGGCCAGCAAACGGCUUCAAACCAUCUGUCUUUCGGGGACAGGAAUGAAGUCUGUCACAGGCACACCAUAUUGGAUGAGCCCUGAAGUGAUUAGUGGAGAAGGUUAUGGCAGAAAAGCAGAUAUCUGGAGCGUGGGCUGCACUGUGGUGGAAAUGCUAACUGAAAAACCUCCUUGGGCAGAAUUUGAAGCAAUGGCUGCCAUCUUUAAAAUUGCCACUCAGCCAACGAACCCAAAGCUGCCACCUCACGUCUCAGACUAUACUCGAGAUUUCCUCAAACGGAUCUUUGUAGAGGCCAAACUGAGACCCUCAGCUGAUGAACUUCUAAGGCACAUGUUUGUGCACUAUCACUAGCAGCCAGUAACCUUCCUGUGCCUCUACCCAGCUCCCAUCUAUUCAUUCACCUUCUCUCUGACUGCACUUUUCUUUUUUUACAAAAAAGAGAGAUGGGGAAAAAAAAAGACAAGAGGGAAAGUGUUUCUCUUGAUUCCUGGUUAACCUAAAUUUUUUAUAUUUAAUCUUUUUUUUCCCUUACAAGAACUUGAAACUUCUUUUUUUUUUUAAUUUUUAUAAUGUACUGAUGUGGUUCAGAGAGAUAAAAGCACUUUAGUACAUAGUCACUCUUUUUAGUACAAAAAAUCAUUCAGAAUAUCUAAAGAUUGUAGAGUCUUUCCCUGUGUCACUGACAGAUUGGUGGUAAUGGGGAGACAUGGAAAACAAGGAGAAGAAAGUGAUGUAUAAUUUGUAGUUUUUAGUGAUAGUAUUUAAAAUAGAUUCUUGUUUGUGGGGUUGAGCCCUAAACUUGAGUUUAGGAUAGGUACUCAACUUAAAGAAUAUAGGUUCCUUCUAUGUCUGUAUUCUUUAGAUCCUAACCUCUGUCUACCAGACUUUUUGCUCAGUAGGAAUCUUGAUAGAAAAUAUGAAUCUCUAGGAGGUGUGUUUAUUUGUUAAUCCUAACCAGUAUAAUAAGCAAAUACACUAUAAUAGAUCCAUGUUACUGGAAUCUAUAAACCUUGAGGGAUAGCUUUCUGCUUUAAAAAAAAAAAAAAAGAUACUGUGUUUUAUUUUAAAGCAGAUAUGGGAAGUCAGUAAGCAAAUCCAAAUUAAAAGACAAAAGAAGAUUGCUCUAAUUAAAUGUUUUAGUAGUAGAAGAGACCACAUUUGCCAGUCAACAGAAAUAAUGAAAAGAAGAACUAAAUGUUGUUUUUAGUAUAUUUUAAACUAUGCUUUUUACCUGAAGGGGAAGUCUCAAAAGUAAAGGAAAGGAGAAAUAGUCAAAAUCAUGUAUACUAUAUCUUCCUGUUUCUAGCUCCUGAUUUCCCAUAGGCAAUGUUCUUUAGGAACUAAGAGUUUUACCUGGAGUAUCCAUGUGUUAAAGCUAGUGUCAUGAGAUAAAACCCUUGUUCUUGGGAUCGCAGAAUACUGAAGCACCUCAAAAAACGGUUACCACUUGCAGAUAAUUUUGCUUGGCGUUUGACAAGGCCUGGAGGCAUUUUUUGGUUGUCACAGCUAGGAGGCUGCUAGAGGCAUCUAGUGGGUAGAGGCCAGGGAUGCUGCUGAACAAACUGCAAUGUACAAGGAUAGCACCUCUCCCCCCCACAACAAAGAAUGAUCCUGCCCCAAAUGUUAAAAGUGUCAAGGUUGAGAAACCCUGAUAUAAAUACCAUUCCCAGUUAUAAUCUGAAAAAACACCCAUUUACAAAGCAGGUCCCUUGCAAGAUAAAUUUCAGAGUGAAAGUGAUACAAUGCAUAAUGAGGGCUUUACGGGAGCAGAUACCACUACUUGAAGUCAAGGGUGAGUUAUCUCCACAGACAGCAAGUAGCAAUCCUUUCCUUACCAGCUGCAUAUUGCACCCAAAUCAGUAACUUCCAUUUUAGAAGCAAAAGGAACUUCAACAUGGAGCCUAUUGAACUCAGCCAUCUGUAUGUAUUCUUUCCUCGAAAGUCAAUUCAUAAUUAUGGGAAAAGAAAAGCAUAUCAAAACAAAGUAUUAACUACUUUAUAAGAGGUUAAAAAUAGCGGGUAUUUCUAAUAUAAUGUGUCCACCAAGAGCAAAGACAUUAAGCAGAAAAAAUAUGACUGAUAACAGUAAUUUGGCCUCUUGCAAUUUUUUCAUUGUAUUACAGCAAGUGCUGAGUACUUUAAUUUUAAAGAUCUAGAAAGUAAUACUCUAACUGGAGGCCGUAAAUGUGAUGCCUUUUAUGAAAUUCAUAAGGGACGCGGAUGUUUUAUUUUCUGCCAAAAGUUAUGCUUGUUUAGGAACUUUUUAAAAAUAUCUUGUUUCUGAAGUUAGGUAGAUCUUGGCUUACUGUAUCAACGUCCUAUCUGGCAUUUCCUGCAAGAAUAUCAGAGAAGAAGUGAAAGCACAAUAGACUUGUACAGCUUCUCUCAUACCCUUGUAAUGAAAGGAGCAGCUUGCCAGUAAGAAUAUGAAUUAAUGGCCUCCUCCCCCUGGAAAAUCAACUGCCAGAUCUUGUGUUGUAAACAUAGUCCCCAAGGAUGUGGAUCUAUUAUAAUUUCUUGAUCUUUUAUGAGUGAAGGCAUCUCUUCUACUUGAGCAAGAUCAUGGUAUCUGGACCAGUGGGCUUUCCCUUUGUUCCCUUGUAUUGUGUGGUUGUGAUUUCCUUUUGGCUCAUUUUUGGUCUGUCAGGGUAAUCAGCAGUGCAGAAUAUGAGACAGAUGCUCUUUAGAGAGAAAUCUUGGGAGGCUGUGAAACCCAAAGCAAAAUCGUUUGCUCUUUUCAGUCUUUUUUUUCUUUUCAAAAUGAUAAAGAAAAUAAAAUCACCUGAAAGGAAACUACUACUUUAACACUGCUGCGCAAGACCUCUGUUUUAUAAGAAAAAUAUUAUUAGCUAUGGGAAAGUAUUUCUUUCUGUAAAGAUUUAAAAAUAGACUAAUAGUUUAUAGAGUUAUAUAAAAAUGUGAUGUGAAUUUAUUUCAGACAAGUUAUAAAGGUACCAAAAACCACAAUAAAAGUUUAUAUACAUAUAUAUAUAUGUAUAUAUAUAUAAACUACUAGAACAAAAAAGCUUAAAGUGAGGUGAGGUAUGGAAGACCAAAAGUAAAUUUAAAAGAAAAAUUUGAAAGGAAACACCUCUAUCAGGGGCAGUUAAAUGUAACACUCCAAUUUUUUCUUCCUAAUGUGUGGAUCAACAAAAGAAAUUUGAACUUUUUAAGAUGACUCUAAAUGUGUUUUGUUUUUUAAAUGCACAACUGAUUCUUCUAUAUUGUAAUGUUUCUUUGCCGAGGCUGAAAAAUGGCCAGACUGCUAACUUUGUGCCUUUAAAAUGCAUUCUGCUUUGAUAGUGGCAGACUUUUUGGUGCUGGAGAAGAUUCACUAGCAGUCUUAUGUGCUUUUCAGGAAAUAGCUUUCUACUUAGGCCUUGAGAGAUUCAAAAUGGCAUGACUUAGGCUUGGACCAAAUUUAAGAUCUUUUAACAUUGCAGACAUGGUAUGUUGAAUAAAAGGGUUGAAAGAUACCAUCAUAUUGACUAAUGGAAAUUUCGAUGGUAAUUCUUUAAGAUGCAUUUAAAAGUAUACAGACUUUGAAAUUUUCAGUAUGACUAUCUUGAAGGUUUUUUCAAUUUUCCUCAUUUACAAAACAUGUUUCUAACCUGAAAAAUGGUUAAAGACCACUGCCUUAGAAAGUUUUCAAAGGCACAGUCCAUCUUACAUAAUUUAUAUAAAUAGAGAUUGAAAUGUUAGUGCACAGGCUGAACUGUAAAAGAAAAAUUAAAACUUAUUUCAUAGUAAAUUGAAUUGGCUUUCACUUGAGGGAGUCUUAUUCUUAAUAGAGCUACAUUAAAAAGGUGAAAUUAUUUCUUUAGAGUAGCUUUCUUUGCUACUUCAGCUCUUAGGUAUAUCAGGUUGGUUUGUAGUUCUAAGAUACAUGAAAUCACUAAGAAAGUCAAAUCUGAAUCAUUUAUAGGAAUGACCAAGCUUGAGUGCCAAAGCCAAACAUGUUCACCAGAUGCAAACUCCUUGGCCUACAGCAGAGUUCUUUGUCAAUGAUUUCAUUUGGGGUCUAGUGACCAAGAGCUUGAUAUAAAAUCACCUGGUGUUAACCAAGUAUAGGGAUCUAUCAAUUUUUUUUUAAUAAGAUGAAUUUUUUUCAUUUGCUCAUUCAAUAUUGUGGCUUACUGUGUCCAUUUCUAAAUUAACUUAUCCUUAAUGAUAUCACAAUCUAGGAGGAAAAAUGGGCAAACAGAUAGUUAACUUGUUUUUAUGGCACAUUCUAACCUUGAAAGUUCAGCCAUAAUAUUUUAAAAUGUUAUUUCUUAUGAAGAGAGAGGAAAACAAUGUUGGGUAACCAUUGGCUAUUGUAAACUAAAAUAUCAUGAACAACAGAGAUUGAAAAUAUCCCCAAAUUGGAGGGAUCCCCAUAGGUCAGGCAGCCUCUCUCUCAGGACCCCUCUUCAAAACCCAGCCUGUGCUCAAGUAGUUCCAGUGAUGGGGAGCAUUUAUUCCAUAACGUAAUAUUUUUUCUUGUUUUUUCUUUCGGGCUAAGUUGUUAAAAUACCCAAAACAUUUGAUAGAAAUUGAAUUCUUUCAACAGUAUUAUUUAUACUAAGAUCAGGAAAAUAUCUUGAGACCUUACUACUUUAUAUGAAGUUUGGCCUUUGUUACAAAUGUAAUGUUCAUAUUUAUUUGGAUUUUAAGAUUGGUUAAAAUGUCAAUGAAAAGCAAUUUAAUUGUUAAUUUUUGGUAGUGCCUUUUUCUCUGUAUGCCUUAAUUUUGUUUUAUAUCAAUAAUAAUUCAAGUUACCCACCGAAAUGAAGGUUUUUCCAAAAUCAGUAGGCUUCAAGAGUCAUUUAGCCUUAGACUGUGUUUUGGCCCUUAAACAUUUCUUAAUGCCUGCUUCUUCCACCUACCCCUUUCUACCUCUUUUUUUUUUUUUUUUAAUAUGUUAGAAACAUUAGCAUUAGUCUGUGAUAGUCACACUGCAGUUUUACUUGAUGCGAAUUCCUAAGACAAGGAGAGAAAGAGGUAUUCUAAUUCUAAUGUGACGUAGUGAAUUGUUUUCCAGGUUGAUUACUUGAUUUUCAAUCACAUUGGCACUGUCCAAAUUCUUUAUAUAUUAUGUAUAUAUAAAGUAUAUAUCAUGAUUCAGUUAUAAUUUUCAAAGCAGAGCAAGAAUGGUGGGUUUUGCCCUAAAGAGGUCCCGUUUGAAUGGUUUACAAAUGUUAAGGCAAUGAGACCUAGGGCAAUGAGCAAGAAAUCCAGGGAUAGCAAAUUCUAAUCCUUACUUUUAACUAACAUUUUGACUAAAACCUAGUUUCCUUUUCUGUGAAGUGUGUGUAUGUGGAGUUGGGGCAGGGGUGGGAAGGAAGGAAAGGUAUGACUGUCCAGUUAGAUUAGUCUGCUCUUGGAAGAACAACUCAAAAAUAGGUGACCUCCUGGUGACAGGCGAGUGUAAUCGUCCUCAGGUAGGAGCACCAGCACAUUUUCCACAAAUAGCUAGUACAGACGAUUGUUCAGUAAAGGUAUUUGUUGUAAAUUGCCAAGCUCUUGGUUGCUAAAGUAGAUUAAAGUUGAAUUUGUAUGUGUGUAUAAUAGCUUAUAUAUAAUUCUUAAAUAGAAAGUAAUUGGUUUUGCAUAGUUCUUCAUGAGCUCUUUUGGAAUAGAAAUUCUGCCAGACAUUAUCAAAAUAAGCUUCCUUAGCUUAACAGGCGUUUAAAAGGAAAUUGUUUCAUACCUCUUUUUGUUGGCUAGGGAAGGCGUGCUGUGAAGCCAGUGUUCCUCCUUUACAGUCGUCUUUAGCUCUGCUUUGACUUCUGCCACAGUCUGGACAGGAUGCUGUGGCAGGUAUGGAAGUACCUGGGCCAACCAUCUCUCUGCACUCAUCUGUCAGAGCUGAGGGCACAGUGAGCCCUCAGGUGGGUCCAGAGAAUCUUCUUGGUUAUAGUGAGGACAUGGUCCAGUUUCAGAGAGUGGAGGGAGGAGUCAGAGCUAUAGUCAAGAAAAGAAUAAAUGUUAUCUGUUGCCUGUAUACAGUCUCUUAUGUAAUUCCUCAUGUUUUUCAUAACUGUGCAUUUUAAUUGACAGUAAUGAUAUUUUUGUUAACAGCAAAGGCAUUAAAUCAAUGAGUACUAUUAUUCUCUAUGCCUGAUGAUGUCUUGUUUGUAUUUACAAUUUGUAUUAUCAGAAUCACCUUAAACCAAAGCUUUAUAUUGUCUGCACACAUAGCCAAAAUGAUUAGCACUGUUACUUCUGCCCACCUGUAAGCUAGUAGUAUAAAAAUGAUAAAGCAGGUACUAGUAGAAUUUGUGUAUCAGUCUAGCCUUCAAGUUAAAGGACAGGUGCUCAGUGUUUGCAUUAAGACAUGCAGAAUUUACUUCGACUAUUAUGGAACUAUGUGGACAUUGCAAACUUGAGCUUGUACAUGUGCCAAUCUUACUAAUGCCACUUGACCACAGAGGCAUACACAUAUACAUCCACAUGGCAUGCCUCAGGUUGGUGGCAGUCUUUCUUCCUGGUGUCUUAACAUUUAUGAACUUGUGUUUGACUUGAGGGUCACUUCAGGAAAGCUGUGAAGAAAAGUAGGUUAUGGAUUUUUUUGUACCAUAGAAAUUUUGGAACAUAAGGAAGAGUACAGAAUUUGUUCCCCAUUAGGAUUUCUGAGUCCUUUUAAAGCCAGUAAAGUUUGUGACUAUACUGAAAAGCACUUUUGUGUUCUCUUACAUAACUAUUGGUGAUUUUAGCAUUAGUAUUACUUGGAGAGGAGAGAUAAGUAACAAAAUUAUAUCUUAACUCUAUUAGAUCCUUAGGCUCCAAAAUGGACUUGUCAUAUUCUCAUUUUUUCCAAAGAUUUUUUUCCACCUGGAAUAAGAAAAAACUGGUGGAAACAUUUGAGCUGGAAAGAUUUAUGGGCAAAAGAAAAUAGGCCAAACCCUUGCAAUAUACCCUGUUCAAGUUAAAGUACAGUGUCUGAGAAUAAGAAUACUUCUUUAAAAACAAGUGGUUUUAAUACAAUCUUAAUUAGUAAGUAAAGGUUUACAUUUUUUCUAUUGCUAUUGGUUUUAAAAUUUGCUACCCUACAUUCUGAAAUAUUAUAAAAGUUAAUACCAAAAAAUACUUUUAAUGUCUGACAUCUCUUACAUUUCACAUGGUUCUUUUUAUUCAAACAUCACUGUAAAUAAAAGUAAACUUGGAUAAAUCUGAGAAUAAACUUUUAAUGUUGCAAACUAUGAUUAUCAAUUUGUAAAUUUACCCUUUGACCUAAUGUACAUUUUUAAUGUAGCCAUUAAAUUCUCUAUAUUUAAUCUGUUAGUUUCUCUCUGUAAACGUUUUUAAUCUCAUUUGAAUGCUGGGCAGUUUAUAAUUAUGUACAAAGGUGUUCUUUUCCUAUCCAGGUUGACUUUUUUGCACAUUUUUGGAAAUGUUUAUUUGUACACUGAUUUACUACUCUGACAGUCAUCGUUGAUGGGUGUGUGAGCAUCGUGAAUGCGGAUGCGUGCAUUGAACUACUGUCUGUCUCUGUGUUUAAACUUCUUUUAAGAUGUAACCGUCAGUAACUGCACUGCUAUUACUGACUUAAAUGGACACUCUUGCUUUUACAAAGUAUACUUAUCUAUGGUUCUAUCUUUGUUGAAGAACUCAGGAGUUCAACAUCACUUUCUGAUUUUGUAUGCUUUCUAAAAUCCAUGACUAAGUUGAAAGUAUGCUUGUACUCUGUGUGUCAGGGGAUGUGUGUGUGUGGAAAUGUCUUUUUCUGUCUGUAGGCACAUGUAUAUAUCCCAGUAAUUUCUUAUUUUCAUUUCUACAUUUUUAUGAACUUGUUUUAUAAAGGUACUGUUUAGUUAGAAUAAUUAAAUAUAUAUAAAGCUUUCUGAGAGAUUAUUUACUAUAUGAAUAUAUUUUCAGCUGGCUGAUCAAAAGUAUUUUUUUAAUUUUGUUUUUAACCAUUCAAAAUGUAUUUGUAUUUCCACAAUUGGAUGCAGAUUUACUUAAAUAUCUACCAAUAAAAACACUCUUGCAAAGAAGAACAUUGAAUUCUCUUUGAGAAUUCUGCAAAAUGCAAAUUAAGAGGGGAAAAAAGGUUUUAAGCAGAAGCAAAAACACUGUUCACUAAAACAGCCUUUGAAUUCUCAGAGCUAUGAAAAAAUGAGAAAUUAAAUUAUCUUGAAGAGAUGUCAAGGUUUUUAUAUCACCAGUUGCUGUUGGCCUGUCCUACGUUGUUUUUUAAUAUUUCCUUUAUUCUACCCCAAAGAUUUCAACAUUUAGUUCUCUCACUGGGCAAGGCCAUACCUCAUUUAUAAAAUAUAUCGACAUAUUGUGAUUCUCUGUAAUUGACUAUAAAUCAGUUUAAAAAUGUCCAAACAUACAUUGUUGUGUCUUUAUACUGUACUGUGUGUUUUAAGUAACUGGCAGAAAAAGAAUUGGGAAUUAAAUUUCCAGUCAGACAAUGUGAGAAAAAAAUAAGAAAAAUCUUUUGUUUUUAAUAUGCGGUACCACGUGAAAUGACUUAAUGUUAGGAAUAAAGUCCACUGUUGAAGUCGAAUGUCACUAAGCUUAUUGUGUUAUAAGGAGGCGGUAUGAUUAGAAAAACCUACCAGAAGCCAGAUACAGUGUGGUAUGUGCCACAUUUCAUGCACAUUUUGACUUUGUGUUCUUUCACAAUUGUGCUUGUAAAAAUGUAUAAAAUUUCUGAGUUUUACAAGUUUUUAUGUACUUGUUUUUUCUUGCUGGUAAAUAGCUUUUUUUUUUAAACCAAUGUGAAAGAGACCAUGUUUAUAUUUUGUUAGUGACCAAUGACUUUGUUUAUAUGGAAAUUUGUAUAUUGUUGGCACACAUCUCUGUUUAGAUUUAUCGUGCAUGAAGGCCUGCAAUAAUUAGCACAACAAAAACUGCUUUUUCUUACAUGUUCAUUUUUUGAAAGAUUGUGGUGCAAAGGCUUACUCUGAGUAACCUUCUGGACUAUGGAAUGAAUAUAAAUGAAUGGCACUUUGAGCGUUAAUAAAGCUGAUAUUUAUUUCCACUGUGA
Phacochoerus africanus (Common warthog) is the source of this 11029-nucleotide messenger RNA. It is a transcript of the gene MAP3K2, whose product is annotated as mitogen-activated protein kinase kinase kinase 2. Gene Ontology annotation, molecular function: protein kinase activity; ATP binding; protein binding. NCBI's taxonomy places the organism in Eukaryota, Metazoa, Chordata, Mammalia, Artiodactyla, Suidae. Bases 538 to 2400 code for a protein of 620 amino acids. The transcript has 17 exons. Gene Ontology annotation, biological process: protein phosphorylation. The record is from RefSeq and is a predicted model, not a curated record.